This is a messenger RNA of Staurois parvus, 347 nucleotides long. The record is from the annotation of a GenBank genome assembly. NCBI's taxonomy places the organism in Eukaryota, Metazoa, Chordata, Amphibia, Anura, Ranidae.
UCAUCGCUGCUGCCAGGUCCAGAGUGUCUCAUGGGUCCCACUGUACGGCCUCCCAUUGCUGCUGUCUCCAUCGCCACACUCCUGCCAUGUGGCCCACUUUCAGGUCUCCUCACACUGCUGGUGUGUUCCAUUUUUUUUGUCAUAGGGUGCUGGCAGAUUACGGGCCUCCCAUAGCUGCUGCCAGGCCCCUAAUCUGCCAUGGGCCCCUGUACCGCCCUCCUCAUGCUGCUGCCAGGUCCAGAGUGUCUCAUGGUCCCUGUACGGCCUCCCAUUGCUGCUGUCUCCAUCACACACUGCCAUGUGCCACUUUCAGGUCUCCUCACACUGCUGGUGUGUUCCAUUUAUUG